Ectocarpus siliculosus is the source of this 204-nucleotide messenger RNA. Lineage: Eukaryota; Phaeophyceae; Ectocarpales; Ectocarpaceae. The record is from the annotation of a GenBank genome assembly.
AUGGAGCGGGAGGACGCCUGGCGGCAAGGUACCCCUUCGGGUAAAGGAAAGACCACCAUGGUGUCCAACCACGUCGCCCACGAGGGCUUCGCCUCGUUCGACGUUGAGGGUGUCGGGAUCGACGGCACCGCGGCCGGGGGGAUGGGCGGUGUGAGGUUCGGCUACCGAGACUGCGGUCCGUCUCUGGGUUUCGGACAAGGGUGA